AUGAACUUUCUCGCCGCCUGCGGGGACGCGGCCGCUCGCUCCGACAUCAUGAAGACGACGCGGAAAUGUCGCGCCCUGCUGUCGGUGGGUCUGAACCUGGUGGCGCUGUUCUUCUCCACCACCGCCUUCAUCACCACGUACUGGUGCGAAGGAACCCAGCGCGUCCCCAAACCCAACUGCAGCAAGCAGCGGCACCACAACUGCAUUGACUACGGCGUGAACGAGACGGACCAGAGCAAGGUGCACUACAGCUGGGAGACCGGGGACGACCGCUUCCUGUUCCGCCGCUUCCACACCGGCAUCUGGUACUCCUGCGAGGAAAACAUCCACGAAGCAGGUGAAAAGUGUCGGAGCUUCAUAGAUUUGGCCCCGGCGUCCGAGAGAGGUGUUCUGUGGUUGUCGGUGGUGUCAGAGGUGCUCUACAUCCUGCUGCUGGUGGUCGGGUUCAGCCUCAUGUGUCUGGAGCUUUUCCACUCUAGCAACGUCAUAGACGGACUCAAACUCAACGCCUUUGCCGCUGUCUUCACCGUCCUGUCUGGUCUGCUGGGUAUGGUGGCCCACAUGAUGUACACUCAGGUGUUCCAGAUCACAGUCAGUCUGGGUCCUGAAGACUGGAGGCCUCACAGCUGGGACUACGGCUGGUCCUUCUGCAUGGCGUGGGGCUCCUUCACCUGCUGCAUGGCCGCCUCCGUCACCACCCUCAACUCCUACACCAAGACGGUGAUCGAGUUCCGGCACAAGCGGAAGCUGUUCGAGCAGGGCCUCCGCGAGGAGCAGAGCUACCUGGACCAGGAGGCCUUCCACUACUUCCGGGACCGAUCCCUGCAGUCCAUCUCCAGCACCGUGGAGGUCUACCCGGGCCACAGCGGAGCCAGGGCCGGCCUCGUCGUCGGGGGGCCGGGUCCCGGUCCCGGUCCUGGCCCGGGUCCGGGUCCAGGGCGUGGGAAGAUGAGAUCCACGUCGGCCUCCAUAGACCUGGGGGAGAACACAGACUCGCUGGGGGAGGAGCAGUGCUGA
Stegastes partitus (bicolor damselfish) is the source of this 1017-nucleotide messenger RNA. It is a transcript of the gene gsg1l, whose product is annotated as gsg1-like. NCBI's taxonomy places the organism in Eukaryota, Metazoa, Chordata, Actinopteri, Pomacentridae. Gene Ontology annotation, cellular component: plasma membrane. The record is from RefSeq and is a predicted model, not a curated record. Bases 1 to 1017 code for a protein of 338 amino acids. The transcript has 5 exons.